Molecule: messenger RNA, 10749 nt
Organism: Ciona intestinalis (vase tunicate)
Lineage: Eukaryota; Metazoa; Chordata; Ascidiacea; Phlebobranchia; Cionidae
Source: RefSeq, a predicted model, not a curated record
GGUCCUUUUUAAGCCAAACGAGUGUAGUGCCGUUCGAUCUAAAUUUAGCUAGCUUCAAAUCGCACCGGCUUAAUAAUCUCACCCGGCGCCGGUUUGGAUUCCUAUAAACAUUUACACUAGAUGUGCGCUGGAGCGAGAUGAAGAGACAUCGCCCGAAGUUGCUGCAAUCUGUAAAGUGUUUUUAGCCUAAACGACAGCUAGGUGAAACGGUGGACAUUACAAGAUUAAACGUGCGCGCCGGUGCCGGAUUAUGGCGACGUGUGCCCUCCACUUCGAAUAAAUCGCAUUACUUCACCGCUGGGGCUAAUUGAUGCAUCCGACAGUAUGUCGAAGCGUUUUGGAUCGCUUGGUAAUUUUCGUUGCUGUUCGUCACAGAGCAUCUAUUUUACAAAGACAGUCUCCUCGUGGGACUUGUUCAAAAGUAGUCGCGUUUCCCAAGAGAUCGAAUUGGCACGGCUUUACAUUCACCCUUGACCCCUUCGUCUGCGAAUUCGACUCAUCCAAACCUAAUGUGGCUUUAAAUAAUACCCCACCUCCCAUGCGCGGACAUUUAAUUACUGAAUUAGCAUUCUGAUGUCAUCAGCCCACGACACGCCGGUUCAUAAAGCUCGUUUCCGACCGCAAUGUCAGUUAUAGACUCGCUUCAUUAUCUUGCUUUAAUGUUCAGACUACAGAUCAAUAACGUAAAACCUCGACUCCUAAUUUUCAAUACGGAAAUACUAACCCAUUCUUUGUAUAUCGGCAUUUUAAGUAUUCAGCCGUCAAAAGUCCGAAAUCCGUACGUAAGCCGACAAUAACACACUGUCAGUCUUUUCUAUACUUAGCACUAUUAUUAAGCGAUCAUCAACCGGUCGUAGGCGUUUAGCCAAGAUUUUUAACACCAUGAUUUGCAAAUUGGCAUUCUUCGUCUAAGAUAGGAUUUAACAUUAUCGAUAUUUUCUGCAAAUUCCCGGUUGAAAGACAAAAAUAAUUUCGCCCUUUGAGAAACUUCCACGAAUUGUUGGUUUAGGAUUAAGUUGGAAAUAUUUGUUGUUCAGUGUCAAACCGGAUGAAAGCGAUUUGCUCUAGAAGUCGAACAUAAUAACACGAUAAAUGCUGCUUUUAAAGCUGCUUACGAUUAUCGCACGUUCUUCCGGAAUUCCAAUUACAAAUUUAGAAGCUUUCUCACAACCGUACAUUGUAUACUGCGUGCGCUGUUUUCUGUUAAUUCGGUUGAAGAUGUUGCAUCGACGGCGACCUGGAGUCGGAUUAGCGGGACCGCAUGGCUCCUAAUCCCGCCACCGAUGUAUAAAUAGUUCGGUGUGUGUAAAUUGCAUAUAUCAUAAAUUAACCCGUCGGCGGCAUCCUGUUACCGUACAGUAAUCCGUGGUGCGUUGCAAGUAGGAGAAGGGAUUACAAAUUCUCGCCCAAACAAAAAUAAAUAGAAUCCAUUCUCGGGCCGCCCAAUAAUCGAUGAUGAUUGAACGGCUAAAAUUCGACGACGUUCCGGAAAUAUGCCCCUAUUAUACCAUACACAUAUAAAACUUAUCGUUGAAGUAAUUAUGAAACACUUUUUUUGUAAAAAAUGUCAAGUGAAAAUAUGUCAGUAUGAACCCAAGGUGAGGCUGUAGCAGCCAUGCCAGUCAGUCAUUUGGGAGACUGCGGGCAGCAGCGGAACAAAUGAGCGGUCUCGCCUGGUUUACGGCGUACCUAUAUCCUCACGACCUUUUCGUUUCCCCCAGCAGACGUUCCAGUUCGCGUAUAUAGUUUAAACUGCUAGAAUGUUAUUCUGAGUAGCGAGUCUUGUCUGAAUAUAUUUUGUGUUGAUGAAACGAUUUGUCACAAGCAACAAAUGCAAAGCAUGAAAGUUGAGAUUACCCCGACUAUGAGAGAACGGAAAGGAAUGAAGAGCUACACGGACACGGAGUCAUCAGACAUGAAAGACUUCCUUUUCCUCGGGGGCAGUUCGUACGCCUGUAGAUUGUACGAGGUCCAGCGAGUAAAGGCGAAGGCCUCUCGUUGCCGAACCAUUUCGUACUUUUCCUCCCCCAAAAGGCGAGGUAUCUCAUCCACCGACACCCACCGUUCAUCCGUUCGCUACGAACCUGUUAUCGGGGACCAUUCCUGCACGCCCCCGUCUCCUGGUCGCCAUAGCAACCGCCGUAAGCUGCUCGGCAACCGUUCCACUUCCUCACGCAACGAAUCCGAGAGUGACGUCGACGAGAUCGACGAUGACGUAAUGGAUAUGGAUGACGUCACAAUGCGUGGGGAGGAACGCCCGCUAAACUCACGUAGGAGAUUGUCAUCUCCAGUAGUCGACCACCGGACACCGGUAGCACAGUAUGGCCAAAGAAGGGGCUCAUCUUACAUGGCCAGGACUAAUUCCGGAAGUAUAUCAGGUCCAAACUCCACCCAACAAAACGACCCGAGAAUGUACUCGGGUAUUCCCCGAAUGGGCACCGGAGUCGUCACUGGUCAGAUGACGUCACAGAGUAACCAUCAUCUAGCGUCGUCCAACUUACACAAUCACCAACAGAGCCCUGCAUCAGUGAUGACCUCCCGAGUUUCAGCUACCCUUCCUUUAGAAUCAGAACAAUACAAUCCAGUAGUCACCACCACAUUAAAACCCACAUAUGAAGUAGACGAGACUGGUCUGUGGAGUUUUAGCAGGGGAAAUGAAGCUGGGAGGGCAACAUUCGGAGGGUAUACACCAGGAAUCCCAUCUUCCCUUCCCCCGCAUACCUCUGCGGUUACUACUUCAGGGCCAGGGAGUGGAACUACGGCCCGUUUUAUGAACAAGCGUUCAUCGUUUGGUGGUCGGUAUGACCAACACAUCCACAGACGAGAAUCGAGGCAGUACGAUGGAACAUUCGAGAAGCUACGAGGGGGUUGUUGGGGAAAGGCGACGUGGAAAUGUGCAGCGCUCACGCUCGCCGUUGUGUCAGCCCUCCUUCUGGCACUGGCGGCGUUCUUUUUAGUACGUUCGAUGAGUCCAACUGAAGUAAUAGAAUUACCUGGCUCUGCUCAAUGUGUUACUGGACAUCCAACCACUGUUGUUGAUAAGAAACCGAAAGAUCAAGGAACGCCCAUGGAGUUACAAAUGAGCAGACCGUCUUCCAUAGUCGUUCCGCCAUCAUCUUUCUCAUGGAUGCAAGUUUACGUGGAAGAGCCGACACACAUGAAGUUUAACUGCUCUGUGUCGCCACAGGCGGAAAUGGCAGUGUAUGGAAGAAAAGGACUCCGACCAACUCACACAAAGUUCGACUUCUUUGAGAAGAUAGAUGGUGGUUCAUUGCCUUCAACCCGAGCUCUUACGUCACACACGUCCAUUAUGACGUUGUCCACCACCUCAAGCCGUAAAAGAUCACGUCGAAGCGUGAACAGCGAAUCCAGGAAAGUGAACCUGGGUUUCGUUAAGUUUCUGGACGCUGGUACUUGGCACGUGGCUGUUUACAACGACGCUGAAAGCGAAGCUCCUUUCGAAAUCUUAACCACUGUAUCUAAAGGAUUAUCUGACUGUCCGAAGAAGUGCAGCAACAAUGGCGACUGUGUGAGUGGAGUAUGCGCCUGCUUUCCUGGCUACCAAGGCAGCGAUUGUUCACAAGCAUCCUGCUCUGUAACUUGCCGAGGAAACGGUGUCUACGCUCAUGGAAAAUGUGUCUGUUUUUCGGGGUGGAAGGGUGUAGACUGUGCGACACCAAGCGACCAAUGUGUACAUCCCGAGUGCAGCAACCAUGGCUCGUGUGAUGGUGGUGAAUGUGUGUGCGAACGAGGGUACAAAGGGGAGGCAUGUGAACAGAUUGAUUGCUUCGAUCCCUCUUGUUCUGGUCACGGGGUGUGCGUUACUGGCGUUUGUCGUUGCGACCGCGGUUGGUCCGGUAGCAUUUGCACGGAGAGAGAUUCGACAUGCUUUACUAACUGUGCUGGUCACGGGACCUAUGACGUGACGGCCGAGAUUUGCAUCUGUGAUGCUGGCUGGGGAGGCAACGACUGUGUCCUCGAUCUAAAUGCACCACUCAUUCCUACCACCCCAUCCACAGCACAAUGUAGGCCCGCCUGCCAACCUGGGCAUGGCGCAUGCGUCAACGGAGUAUGUAGAUGCGAGGAGGGAUGGACGGGCGACGCCUGCCAUGUACGUCAGUGUGAUCCUCGAUGCGAAGAGCACGGUUCUUGCUCUGAAGGUGUUUGCAUUUGUGAUGUUGGUUGGAACGGUGACAUCUGCACUUUCCCCGGAUGUCCAAAUGAUUGCUCCGGGAACGGUAAUUGUGUCCGGGAUGGAGACGGAGGAUGGUACUGCUCAUGUGAUAACAGGUGGAAGUCGGAUGCAUGUGAUGUCCAGGUAGAGCUCCACUGCUCCAACAUGAGGGAUGACGACCUUGAUACUCUACGAGAUUGUCAAGAUCCGGACUGUUGUUCCCACCCAUCUUGUACUCGAAGUUCUCAAUGCAGAGGAGGACUUGAUCCGAGCACUGAAGUGGCUCGCAUCCGGAGCAGCAAUCCCCUUCCCACGACUGCAUCCUUCCACCAAAGAACUUUUUUCUUAGUAAACCGUAAUGGGGUCCAGAUUAACGCCGACGGAUCGAGAUUUGAUCCAAAGCGCACAAGUGUUAUACGUGGAAAAGUGAUCACUGCCGAUGGUUCACCUCUGAUCGGUGUACAAGUGAAGGUCGAACACAACCUCUUUUACGGAAUUACUAAAACCAGAGCAAAUGGAUGGUAUGACAUUCUUGUCAACGGUGGUGGCUCUUUGACUCUCAACUUCCAGCGUACCUCGUUUGUCCCCUCUAGCGCCACCGUGUUCGUUCCUUGGAACGACUUUGUUGUCAUGCCAACCGUUACAAUGCGGACUCCAAGCCAACCUUCAAGCAGUGACAUAACAAGCGGCAAUUGUGACGUCAGUAAGCUACCGGAACCCGACGCGGCGGUGCUGGUGAGCUCAGUUCGCGCCUACAGUGCAGCUGAGUGCUCGGAACGCGGAUCCGUCAUCCCAGAGAUCCAGGCGAUCCGUGAAUCUGUUCCUUUACCGGGCACUGACACCUCACUUGUCUAUUUGAGUUCAAGGGCAAUGGGCUACCAGUCUCUCCUUGUAAUUUCGCUUGUCAACAAAGAAAAGCCAGCCAACCUGGUCCUCGUUCAUCUCCGCAUCGUUAUCCAGGGUGUGGAGUUCAGUAAGAAGUUCGAACCUCGAUCCGAACUUACGUACACUUAUGAGUGGUCGCGUGAAGACGCUUACGGACAACCUGUCUAUGGAAGUAUUGCAGCAAAAGUUUAUGUUGGCUACGUCUACGAUUCCUGCAACCAAGUCGUUUGGAAGUUAUUUGAGACCACCGUCGAAGGUCGAAACCCUGUAUCAGAUGGUUCAAUUGGACUCUGGUCUCUUGCUAUUCACCACACGUAUCACCCAUCGAAAGGAGUUGUUUAUCUUGGUAAUGGGGGUUUAAUGCGCUUAAGUGACCAGCCCCCUAUUAUGGCCACUGUGAUGGGAAACGGGAACCCACGGCACUCGUCUUGUGACGGUUGCAAUGGACCCGCCGAAAACAACCCACUAAGAUCACCGGUGGCAUUGACCAGUGACGCAAUGGGAAAUGUUUACGUUGGUGAUCAUGAUUACAUACGUAAGAUUGACGUCAGAGGGCAAGUUACAAAUUUAUUCUCUACCCGAGAUGCACCAGCAAAGUACUACAUGGCAAUCGACCCAACGCAGGGUGGUUUGUUGUAUUUCUCCAACCCAAACGAAAAAAGGAUCUAUCGCCUACGUCAGAUGACUUUGACAUCCAGUCGAUCACCUCGUGACCUCACAUCGAACUACGAAGUUGUGGCAGGUUCGGGAAGAACUUGCUAUCCGCUACAAGAAGACGACUGUGGCGAUUUUGGGUUAGCAUCAGAAGCAACUUUGUCUGCACCUAAAGGCCUCACAUUUGACAAAGACGGUGUACUUUACUUCAUUGAUGGCAACAGGAUCCGUAAUAUCCACCCACGAUCUUCUGUCAUUCAAACCUUCGCUGGCAGUAUCCUUGUAUCCGGAACAAGACCAUUGCAAUGCCAAGGCAGCAUGAGCUUAGACCAGCUGGAACUAACUUUCCCGACUGACAUCGCUGCGAGUCACGUGGAUGGGAAUUUGUAUGUCCUGGAUGGUGACGUCAUUAUUCGGAUUGACGUCAUCAACAGACAGGCCUCUCUAGCUGCUGGAAUUCCCCUCCAUUGUAUGAGAAGUGUUGCGAGAAAACCAGAUAACCGUGAUGCUCGUAAAGUGAGUUUGAUCUCUCCUACUUCAAUCACUGUUUCACCACUGGAUGGUGCUAUCUACAUAUCGGAAACUGACCGCAAGUUUGUGCACAGAGUUAGAAGGAUCGACCCCUCAACCGGUCGGAUCUCUUCUGUGGCGGGCGUCGAUUCAGAUUGCGAUUGUGCAUUGCAACAAUGCCUCUGCUUCUUGGGUGAUGGGGAUUUCGCGAGAAGCGCUGCUCUGCAUGAUCCUGCUGCUGUGACUGCGACCCCUGACGGCUCUGUAUAUAUCGCAGAUCAACUUAACUUGAGAAUUAGAAAGAUCCAUCGUUCCCUGCCUUCUCUUUCAAGAAAUAACGAGUACAAUGUAUCCGACCCUGACACCAACCAUCUUUAUGUGUUUGACCAAAACGGGAGACACAUUAGAACACGCAACGUUAUAACCGGUGCUCAGCUUUAUUCAUACGCUUACUCCACCGAUGGAGGACUCAGACAAGUUACAGACUCGAACGGAAACCAUGUACGAAUUGAAUAUGCUUCCAACGGGAAACCAGUUCAGAUGUCACUGCCAAAUCGUAAGACACUAUCAUUGACAACUGGCCUUGAUGGCACACUUACCAGGAUAUCCCGAGGAACAGAAACACCACUCGCUUCGUUCACUUACCAGGGAGAUGGAAACGGUUUGAUUCGUUCCAGCGUCACCGGACGUUAUUCCUCGAGUUUCUAUGCCUACGACAUUCAUGGUCGACUGAUCACAGCAACAUCAUCAACUGGUGCCAUGACCUCACUCCACGCAAUUUCAAACGCCACUCGUCAGACUGUCACCAUGAAGAGAGCAGCUCCCUCCAGCGGUGGAGAGUCUUCGCUGAUCGGCGUCGGAAGACGUGAUGUUGUCAUAACAACCGAACCUGGGUAUCUUUGCGACAUCAUAACAACAACGGAAGGUGCAAUGACAACUACUUACGAACGAUGGACAGACAACUCGAUAUCGGUUCGUUAUUUGGAUGAUUCUGAGCUCACGUUGGAAACGAAGCCACACCCAGUUCUUGGGCUGACAGCUCCCUUCCUUGCUAAACGAACCAUCCAACUUCCUGCUGAUCCACUCGAGAAUAAAAUUGAAUGGAGCACUCGGAAAGAACGUGAAAAUGGCCAGUCAUCAAAUAAGUUUUUACUUGGAAGAAGAAUGCUUGUUAACGGACGUAACAUCUUGUCCCUGGAUUACUCGCAAGCAAUGAAGAUGGAUCGAAUCUAUGACGAUCACACCAAGUUCAUGCUUAGGAUACAAUAUGACAGUCGUGGAUUACCAACACUCUGGAUGCCAAGCAAAGGAAUCACUCCGGUUAAUGUAACAUACGACCAAAGCGGACAUGCAGUGACGUGGCAGAGAGGACCCCAGAACGAGAACUUGCGGUAUGACGUAUAUGGCAACCUGCAGAGCGCACAGAGAGGGGACGGUCAGCUUUGGAGAUAUACAUACGGAAACAAGAUCUCCCAUCUUAGUCUAUCCAGUCCACCAGCUCAAUACACGUUCACAUAUGAUGAUAACCAAUCUUUACAACGUGUUACUUUACCAUCCGGUCUUUCCUUCGCAGUUGACAGGAGACUUGGCAUUGGCUUCAUCCGUCACACCUUUCUAGGUUCUACAGGAAAGACAUCUCUCAUAAUAGAUAGGAAUGACAAAGGGGAAAUUCUUUCAUUGUACUAUCCUGGCGAAAAACGCAAAGUCAUCUACCGAUAUGACGCACACGGUCACAUGACCGAAGUUUUACAUGACUCUGCGCGAACUCGAAUGCUUCGAGAUCCGCAAUCCGGUGAGCUUGUCUCUGUAGCUACAGAUGACUGCACAAUGCGUUUCCAUAGAAACGGACCGCUAGUACAACGUCACACAGUUACGUCAUCAAAAGACCUCGGCAUGUUGGCUGUUUUUGACUACACACAUGAUGUAAACUUGCGUCUGCAAAGCAUUCACGUCAAAAUAAACAGCACUGAACUGCCGCUGGAGGAGCUGACGUACAAUGACGUUUCAGGCAAACUCACAACAUUUGGUCGAUUCACCGUCAUCGAUCUUUCUUCCAACCUCUACACUGUGAGCUCACAAGAGGCCACUCUUACAAAACAAUCAGACAGCAGCGGGAGAAUCGUGCAGGCGGAGAUGGAAGUUUACAGUGCCAUCGUAUUCAGCACUUUGCUUCGUUACGAACCGUCCGGCCGUAUCAGCAGUGAAGAAUAUAAGAUCGGCAUCUUCUCCAACAAAACAUCGACCGUGUACUCUUACAAUCAACAUGGCGGAAUCAGAACCGCCGCAAAAGACGGCAGAGUGACGUGGAGAUAUUCCUAUGAUUCCGAUGGCAGGCUAUCUCAAAUAGAGAACGAUGGCGUGCGGACAAGCUUGCGAUAUAACAGACUUGGAAGGCUGACAUCUUGCGGUGAAAUCCAGUACGAGUUCGAUGCGGAUGGCUUCCUCCGAGAACGUGGUAACGAGGUCUUUGAAUAUGACUCACUCGGCAACUUGAGGAAGGCUUAUCGCUUGGAUGGGCCUGGUCAAUAUGAGAUCAAGUACGGUUAUGAUGGAUUCGGUCGCCUGGCAACCAGAGUCGACGUAUUGCGUCAUGAGGUGCUACGUUAUCUCUAUGCUGACGUCACCCGCUCGUCACGCCUCACUCACGUGUACAACGCAACUUCCGGUCUCGUGACUUCGUUCCGCUACGAUGAGGAAGGUCACGUGUUUGCCAUGGAGCGAAGCGAUGGUCUGAUGUGGCUCAUCGUGAGCGACCACCAGGGUACUCCGCUUGCGGUGCUAGACAGUACGGGAUCUACUGUGAAACGAAUCAAGUACACACCAUUCGGUCAAGUUAUCUUUGACUCGUUACCUUCGAUUCGUCUUGUGAUCGGAUUCAAAGGUGGUAUAUAUGACGUCACAACUGGUCUGGUCAGAUUUCCUGAUCGUGACGUAAUCGAUCCGCGUCUCACCAUUGGCAUCAACACGGGCACCUCCACCAAUAGGAAGCGUUCGACAGAAGAGAGCUCAGGAAAAAUUCACCACGGGGUUGAAUACGACGCAUUGAUUGGCCAGUUUACAUCUUCAGGACUUGAAGGGUUGGCAGACAAACGAGCCAGCGGAGUACCGUUCUUAGAAUACCAAGUCACUGACCCCGUUAACCAAAUCCCAGUGUACAACCACAUGACAGACACGCAAAGCUGGUUGAGUUCACUUGGGUUCAAGUUGAACAACGUUGCUCCAGACCCGCAAAUCGCAUCCAGACAAAAGGAUAAAUCGAGCGCGGAAUGCCAAUUAACUCACCAUCUUUCAACGUACAUGAAUCUUCAGACUUCCACUCCAUCGGUUCUUAUACCAACAAGGCACACAUCACAAGAAGUGUCCAGCGGAACACUUUUUGUCCAAGGCCUUGUUAUGGUGGUAGACAGAGGAACCAUCACCACCCAAGUCAUCAACGAUGCUACUGAUGACGUUAAGCGCAUGAGUGGCAUUCUAAACGGAGCUAACGUCGUGAUCGGAAAGUCCGCUGAUUCUGCCUCUGCUGCUAUGAGCCUAACGCUGGAAGGCAAACCGUCUGUUUAUUUAAGCAAACCCUCGGACGCGUUCGAUAAAGACAGGCAGAUUCUACGCAUAUCUGCUGGGAACGAUCGCGUUCUGGACGGUGGUCGGGAUGACGAUGGUUCCGGAACUGUUGCCUCUUCCAGAAGAACAAAGCGACCAAUCGCGGUGUCUCUACAAGAGAAACGCAUACGCUUUGAGUCGGGACACGCUGUAGUUGUUCUUACCUAUGUCGACGAUGACCCUGCAUCCGACUUCCCAAGCCCGAUAGAAGAGAAAGAGCAGGUCCUACGCGAAGCUCAAAGAAGAGCGGAAAAUGAAGCCUGGGAAUUCGAGAGACAAAAAAUACAAUCCGGCAUUCGGACCCGCUGGACUGAAGCGGAAAAGCAGGAAAUUCGGUCUCGCCACCGUUUAUCAUCUUACCAGUUACGGCCAACUUGGGAUCCGGAACGUUAUCCAGAGCUAGCAGACUCUGGUAGAAACAUGCGCUUUGUUAAAGUGAGCUGAUAAUCAUGCAUCUAAUUCGUGCCUGACUAAGAAAUCUAUAAAUUAUUACGAUUCCUGUUGUCCUAGCGACCGCUUCACUGUGGGCAUGGCGAGGGCCAUGACUCUAGUAAUUUAUGCACGCUGCGAAAGCCCGUACUUCGACCGUAGGAUCCUGUCGUGCCAUACGAAUCCUCGAUUUUCUAUUUUUGCCACUGUGACUUGUUCUGACGCUCGCUAGAUGCGAGAUAGGCGCUCAUUAUAUAACCUUCAUUUGAUUUUGCAUCGCCCUAUAUAUUGCUGAGUUGGCAAAAAUCGCUUUCAGUUUGCUCGUUUUUUUUGGAACAUUUGUUUGCCAAAUGCUCCCGCUUGUUCCUGCUCGGAUAAUCAUGAUUUUCAAUUUUCGAUUUUUUUUGUUCGGACAUAACAUACGUUUGUUCACUGGCUCUGCAGAGUGCACUUGCCACUACGUUCACCUUUAUUAAAAAUAUAAACAAACAAACUGG